Messenger RNA from Nipponia nippon (crested ibis), 1101 nucleotides. Lineage: Eukaryota; Metazoa; Chordata; Aves; Pelecaniformes; Threskiornithidae. The record is from RefSeq and is a predicted model, not a curated record.
AUGGAAAAUUGUACAGACACAACCAAUAACUCCUCUUGCCCAGGAAUUCCCUAUGAACACAGCAAGACACUCCUGGUUGCUGUUUACAGCAUCGUUUUUGCCAUAGGCCUUCCAGCAAAUUGCUUAACUUCCCUGCUUACAUUAGUACAAAUCCAAAGGAAGAAAGUAAUUGCCAUCUACAUUUUCAGUUUAUCAUUAUGUGAGCUGAUGUAUUUAAGUACCUUGCCUCUCUGGAUUAUCUACGUGAAAAAUGGACACUGGUGGAAUAUGGGUGAAAAUGCUUGCAGAGUAACAGGAUUCAUCUUUUUCUGCAACAUAUACAUCAGCAUUCUGCUUUUGUGCUGCAUUUCUGUGGAUCGUUAUGUGGCACUGGUGUAUGCUCUGGAGUCAAGGGGGAGAAGAGGACAAAAAAAGGCAAUCAUAAUAGUGUGUAUUCUCUUUGCUGUGGUUGCAAUAAUCCACACUCCUGUAUUUCACAUGGAACAUGAUAUGACAGGUAAUAACAACACCUGCUUUGAGACUUUGCCCCUCAACAUAAAAUUGGCUUCUUUCAGCUUUGCCAGAUUCCUAUUUGGAUUUGUCGUACCUUUCACAAUCCUCAUUUUCACAAACUACAAAAUUUUCCGAAGUACAAAAACAAGCAGCAGCUUGACUUGUCGCCAAAAAGCCAAAGUGAAGUAUCUGGCUAUUGCCAUUAUUGUCAUUUUCCUGAUCUGCUUUGCUCCGUACCAUGUGGUACUCAUAAUAAGAGCCAUAUACUUUAUGUUUCAUCAGAAUUGCUCAUGUCCAUUUGAAAAAGAUAUAUAUUCCAUUUUUACAGUGUUUCUGUGUUUAGCCACUGCAAACAGCAUUGCUGAUCCAAUCAUCUACGUGCUGGUUAGUGAAAACGUCAGAAAAGAUUUUUAUAGGACUCUGAGAAGAUGGAGAUUGAACUCAUCCAGGAUGAAUUCAUCCAUUAAUCAUAAGACGGACAGCAUAAAAUUGAAAAUGUCAAAAGAAUCACAGGAAGCAGGGCUAAAAGAAGAAAACAAAGAAAUACCAGAUUCAUCGGACUUUCAAAAGACCUGUAAUAGUGGCAAAGACCAAGAAGGUGGCAGCUAG